Molecule: messenger RNA, 5132 nt
Organism: Macaca mulatta (Rhesus monkey)
Lineage: Eukaryota; Metazoa; Chordata; Mammalia; Primates; Cercopithecidae
Gene: FERMT1
Product: FERM domain containing kindlin 1
Biological process (GO): cell-matrix adhesion; integrin-mediated signaling pathway
Cellular component (GO): focal adhesion
Molecular function (GO): integrin binding
Source: RefSeq, a predicted model, not a curated record
ACCAGGUGUGGCCCAGACUUCCGCAUGCAGCCUGCCCUUGGGUCUCCUGGAGUCUUCCCGGGUCGGGAGCCUCAGCCUUCUGGAGACUGACAUCAUCCUCUUACUCAGAGACGAAUCUUUUUGUUGUUGCCACCACCUCGCAGACCACAGGUGCUCCGGGGCUCUUUCUAAGGGAGACAAGCUGUUCUAGCCGGGAGGCUGGAGUCUCCUGCGCCUGGACAAACCCCGGGGUGUGAGGGAUGGGUAUGCCUGAAAGGAGGGGAAGUGGCGCGGCUUUAAUCAUCUGGGCUAGUCCCCGGCGGGCCUGGGGGAACAGGGAAACUGGAGGCUGCCUUGAAGGGGCAGGAUGAGACAUCGCAAGAGGAGCUGCAGAUAGUGAGCGUGCGCCCCGGGUUCUCGCCGCCUUCUCACCUCAGAGCAGCCCUUCGGCCACCCUUUGCCCUUAAAAAUCUGCAGACUGCGCCUCCUCUCCGCGGGAGCUAGACCUAGCAGGCCCGCGCUGGGCGUGCCCUCGCCUGCCCCGCCGCGCGCUGCCCUCAGCCGGGCCGCUGGGGGCCGUGCAGUGCACCUGGCACGCCGCGCCAGGCUGGGGGCCGGCACCGAGCCUCCGCGGGCGGUCCCAAGGCAGCUUUGCCUGCGCGCCCUGGCUCCAGCCCUCACCUGCCUCAGCCUUAGCUGAGCAGCCGCCGCCACCGAGCGCCCCCCGCUCCCCACUUCGCCAGCGCCAGCUCCUCGGUUUGGCCCGGGGUAGUUUGUAGGGACGCAGCUCUCCACGUGCGCGACUGCGAGGCUGGACACUACAGGCUCCUGGAAAGGAGCAGACACCAGCGUCUGCCACAAUGCUGUCAUCCACUGACUUUACAUCUGCUUCUUGGGAGCUUGUGGUCCGCGUUGACCAUCCCAAUGAAGAGCAGCAGAAAGACGUCACACUGAGAGUAUCUGGAGACCUUCAUGUCGGGGGAGUGAUGCUCAAGUUAGUAGAACAGAUCAACAUAUCCCAAGACUGGUCAGACUUUGCUCUUUGGUGGGAACAGAAGCAUUGCUGGCUUCUGAAAACCCACUGGACCCUGGACAAAUAUGGGGUCCAGGCAGAUGCAAAGCUUCUCUUCACCCCUCAGCAUAAAAUGCUGCGCCUUCGCCUGCCGAAUUUGAAGAUGGUGAGGUUGCGAGUCAGCUUCUCAGCUGUGGUUUUUAAAGCUGUCAGUGAUAUCUGCAAAAUCCUGAAUAUUAGAAGAUCAGAAGAGCUUUCUUUGUUAAAGCCUUCUGGUGACUAUUUUAAGAAGAAGAAGAAAAAAGAUAAAAAUAAUAAGGAACCCAUAAUUGAAGAUGUUCUAAACCUGGAGAGUUCUCCAACAGCCUCAGGUUCAUCAGUAAGUCCUGGUUUAUACAGUAAAACCAUGACUCCUAUAUACGACCCCAUCAAUGGAACACCAGUGUCAUCCACCAUGACUUGGUUCAGUGACAGCCCUUUGACGGAACAAAAUUGCAGCAUCCUCGCAUUCAGCCAACCCCCCGAGUCUCCGGAAGCACUUGCGGAUAUGUACCAGCCUCGGUCUCUGGUUGAUAAAGCCAAGCUCAAUGCAGGUUGGCUAGACUCCUCGCGCUCCCUUAUGGAACAAGGCAUCCAAGAGGAUGAGCAGCUGCUGUUACGAUUUAAAUACUACUCUUUCUUCGACUUGAAUCCUAAAUACGAUGCUGUCCGAAUAAACCAACUCUACGAACAAGCCAGGUGGGCCAUUCUCUUAGAAGAAAUUGAUUGCACAGAGGAAGAAAUGUUGAUCUUUGCAGCUCUACAGUACCACAUUAGCAAACUGUCGUCGUCUGCCGAAACACAGGAUUUUACAAGCGAGUCCGAGGUUGACGAAAUAGAAGCAGCGCUUUCUAAUUUGGAAGUAACCCUAGAAGGUGGAAAAGCAGACAGCCUUUUGGAGGACAUUACUGAUAUCCCUAAACUUGCAGAUAAUCUCAAAUUAUUUAGGCCCAAGAAGUUACUACUAAAAGCUUUCAAACAAUACUGGUUUGUCUUUAAAGACACAUCCAUAGCCUACUUUAAAAAUAAGGAACUUGAACAAGGAGAACCAGUAGAAAAACUAAAUCUUAGAGGCUGCGAAGUUGUGCCCGAUGUAAAUGUAGCAGGGAGAAAAUUUGGAAUCAAGUUACUAAUCCCUGUUGCCGAUGGUAUGAAUGAAAUGUAUUUGAGAUGUGACCAUGAGAAUCAAUACGCCCAAUGGAUGGCUGCCUGCAUGCUGGCAUCGAAGGGCAAAACCAUGGCAGACAGCUCCUACCAGCCAGAGGUCCUCAACAUCCUUUCCUUUCUGAGGAUGAAAAACAGGAACUCUGCAUCUCAGGUGGCUUCCAGUCUCGAAAACAUGGAUAUGAAGCCAGAAUGUUUUGUGUCACCACGGUGUGCAAAAAAACACAAAUCUAAACAGCUGGCUGCCCGGAUCCUGGAGGCGCACCAGAACGUGGCCCAGAUGCCCCUGGUCGAAGCCAAGUUGCGGUUCAUCCAGGCGUGGCAGUCACUGCCUGAGUUCGGCCUCACCUACUACCUUGUCAGAUUUAAAGGAAGCAAAAAAGAUGACAUUCUGGGAGUUUCAUAUAACAGGUUGAUUAAAAUUGAUGCAGCCACCGGGAUUCCAGUGACAACAUGGAGAUUCACAAAUAUCAAACAGUGGAAUGUAAACUGGGAAACCCGUCAGGUGGUCAUCGAGUUUGACCAAAACGUCUUUACUGCAUUCACCUGCCUGAGUGCAGAUUGCAAGAUUGUACAUGAGUACAUUGGUGGCUACAUUUUCUUGUCUACCCGCUCCAAGGACCAGAAUGAAACACUCGACGAGGACUUGUUCCACAAAUUGACCGGCGGUCAGGAUUGAAGCAAGCAUGCGUGCUCGGCGCACACCAACAGGGCAAGCCAAAGGCGCCCCUCCCCGGAGGGAUGGGAUCCGUAACUUGCCCAGCAUGUAGAUACUGGACUAACAGACAACAUACGUUCACCGCUGGUCACCCAGGUCCUCACCUCAUUCAAACCCACUGCUGGCACAUCCCUCUCCUUACUUUGCUCUGUGCUACCAGCCAUGGAAGGAGCCUCUCUUGUUUUUUCUAGAAAAUGGGUGAGCAGGAGAAAAGGAGGUGCCCUAAGGUUGCUCUAAGGCCCAGUAUGUGGUUACAGUUCUGUGACUUGCAGAACCUGCCAGGUGGAUGGCUACAAGUAUCCUUGUCCUGAUCUGUCUCAUUACUAAAUCAGUGGAGAAGACAGAAAGGUAAAAAUCACGUGAAGAAAGAACAACUCUUAUUUCACAAACUCAGGUAUGAAACUAAAUGCCUGUCCUUCAUGAAACUGCUUUUAGCUCUUGUCUUUUCAAAAUGGCAAAGGGAGUUCCUACACACACUUUUUCCCUGGAGGCGAAGGUCUAGGGGUAGAAAGGGGAGGGGUGGGGCUAUCAGGUAGCAGUUGACGACCCAAGGUCAGAGCAGUGGCCCUCAGUGUCGUCUGUCCACAGUGAUACCUGCCAAGAUGACCGCUGACCCACAUCUGGUCUUAGUCAUUGGUCUCCUCAGGUUUCUUGGGCCACCUGCAAUCCCCAUUCCAUUCCUACAGAUCUCUCAGCCACCUGUAAGUCCUUUGUGAAGACGUGGGUGAUACAGGGGGACAGGAAAACCCAUUUCUCAACCCAGAUCCAUGUCUCAACUGCUUCUACUCUGGGUUGGGAUUCAGGAAGACAGGCACAGUCUUCUCUGUCCAUAGAAACACCUGUCAGCGUCAAGGAUUCCAGUCAGGUCUCUAUCCCAACUGGUCAGGGAGAGAAGGGCAGACCUAUUCUCAAAGACCACCAUGUCCAAGGUCUGACGGGAAGCAUCCCUCUUACUGCUGGUCUGUGUUCUCCUGGAUUUGGGAUCUGUGUUGCUAUGACUCCUGGCCUUUUCUCUAAAGGCCUUUGGCUUUUGUAAAUCAUGAGCCAAUAAUAGACUUUUUUCUCCCCCUCUGUGUUUUGCUGUGUCAUUUCUGCCUUGAGACAGCGCUUGCCUUGAGCGAGUGAGCCAAUUAACAGCUGCCUGAAUUGUCAUUUUCCAUUUUGGUUUGUUAGAGGUGGGAGGGGUGGGUUUUGAGGUUAAAAGCAAUACCAGAAGUACAGGGAAAUAUCAGACAAUAUUUGAUUUUUUUUCAUAGAUGUUCAGCCACACAAAGAACUCAGGUUGCAAGGAUAAGGCAAAAGCCCCAAUCCCAUUUUUCAGUUCUCCUAGGAUGUAUCCCCUCAGGGGGCCUGGCCAGAGUUCCGAGGCCCACGAGCGUCAGUUGUUGCUUUAUUUUCCAGCAAAGCCCUCUGAGAAAUGAGACCUCAGCAAUUCCGGGGGCCACAUAGAGACAGACUUGGCAAGGGACCCCCUGGUUCUGAGCCAAUAGCUGCCAUCUGGAAAUUCCUCUUUUAGCCUCUCCUUAGAGGUGAAUGUGAAUGAAGCCUCCCAGGAACCCGCUGAAUUUCUGAGGCCUUGCUUAAAGCUCGGAAGUGGUUUAGGCAUUUGGAAAAUCUGGUUCACAUCAUAAAGAACUUGAUUUGAAAUGUUUUCUAUAGAAACAAGUGCUGAGUAUACUGUGUUAUACCUGGUGUUGGUCAUUUUUCAGUCCUAUUUCUCAGUUCUAGUAUUUUAGAACCUAGUCAGUUCUUUAAGAUUAUAACCGGCCCUACAUUAAAAUAAUGCUUCUUGAUGUCAGAUUUUACCUGUUUGCUGCUGAGAACAUCUCUGCCUAAUUUACCAAAGCCAGACCUUCCAUUCAACGCGCUUCCUUAGCUUUCAUAGUUGUCUGACAUUUCCAUGAAAACAAAGGAACUAACUGGUUUUAACCAAACUUUGUUUGGUUACAAUUUUCAGGGGAGCAUUUCUUCUGUGACACAUAGCAACAUCCCAAAGAAAUAAACAAGCGUGACAAAAAAAAAAAACCCUAAAUGCUACUGUUCCAAAGAGCAACUUAACGGUUUUUUUAAUAUUGAGUGCAAAAGGUCACCCAGCUUCCUAUGAUGAAAUUUUAAAUUAAUGGGCACUUUUCAACAUCAUUUGCUUCCUUAUCUACACUUGAUUCAGAAAUCUGCAUUUUUUAUUAUUUUAUAUGACUUUUAAGAAAAGAUCUGUAUGGA